This is a messenger RNA of Phytophthora infestans T30-4, 1425 nucleotides long. RefSeq names its product lipase, putative. Lineage: Eukaryota; Oomycota; Peronosporomycetes; Peronosporales; Peronosporaceae. The transcript has 3 exons. The record is from RefSeq and is a predicted model, not a curated record. The coding region runs from base 1 to 1425 and encodes 474 amino acids. Gene Ontology annotation, molecular function: carboxylic ester hydrolase activity.
AUGCGAUCUCUUCUGCUCCCAACCACGGCUGUUGCGCUAUUCAACACUCCGAUCACUGCCUCGGAUGCUCCCACAGCCGCCGUCAAGAAUGGUUCUUACUUCGGCGUCUACCAGCCAGCCUACGACCAGGACCUCUUCCUUGGCAUGCCGUUUGCCCAGCCUCCCGUCAACAGCCUUCGCUUUCGGAAUCCAGAACCGCUCAACACGACCUGGACUGACAUCAAAAACGCAACUGAGUACUCUCCCGAAUGUUACGGCUACGGCAGUGAUCACAACAUAUCGGAAGGAGACAACCUGCCUGUCGGAGUCUGGAUUUACGGCGGUGGUCUUACCCAGGGUGGUGCCCGUGAUCCUCGCUACAAUCUGUCUUACAUCGUGGAAGAAGCUGUAGCAGCCGGCAAGCCGUUCAUCGGCGUCAGCUUCAACUAUCGUCUUCAGGCCUUCGGGUUCAUGUCGGGUACUGCUGUGCACAAGGCUGGCGUGGCCAACCUCGCACUCAAGGACCAACGUCUCGCCUUACACUGGGUACAGGAGAACAUUGCGGCUUUUGGUGGCAAUGCCAGCGAGGUCACGAUUUGGGGCGAGAGUGCUGGUGCGCGCAGCAUCGGCUACCAGCUAAUUGCUUACGAUGGUCGUAACGACGGUCUCUUCCGUAGUGCCGUGAUGCAAUCGGGAGCUUCAGCUUACUGGCCCAAGAGCUUCAAAAACGCCUCUGCCUGGGACAUCAACUACAACAGCAUCACUGAUGCCGCAAACUGCAGCUCUGCUAAGGACACCCUCGAGUGUCUCCGCCAUGUCCCGAUUGACACGUUAUCGGCCAUUUUCAACAGCACUGCAGCCACUUCAGCGAUGUACGCGCCGUCUGUCGACGGUGACUUUCUGAUGGACGUUGGCCCGAAGCUCAUCGGCGAGGGCAAAUUCGUACACGUGCCGAUUCUGCACGGAGCAAACUGUGACGAGGGCACUGCAUUCGGCAAAACGGGUAUUAACACGACCGAGGAGUUCUACGAGUACUUGAUGUGGGCGCGCGACGACGUGCCCGUGUACAGCUACCGGUUCAAUGUUGUGCCCGCUGGUGUCUCGCAGUUUCUCGGCUCGACACACUUUACGGAGGUUGCAUUCGUGUUUUACAACCUUGAAGGCAACGGCUAUAACACGUCGGUGGCGACAGAUCCGUUCCUCAACAAGCCGGACAACUUCAAGCAGCUUGCUCGGAUAAUGACUCGCAUGUGGGCGAGCUUCAUCGUCGACCAGACGCCGAACAACAACGGCGUGAUAGACAUCGAGUGGCCUCAGUACUCGCUCGACGACCCGCAAAAUAUCGUGUUCGACGCCAACGUCACAGAUCUCGCCUACAUUGAGCCGGACCUGUUCCGCGCCGAGGCGAUCGCGUACAUCCACAGUCUGUACAACGCCACCAGCUAG